AAUGCAGGGGUGAGAUCGGCAAGAUGUCGCAACAUAAUUUUUCUCGUUUGUUUUAAUAGAAAAUGAAGAGCAUUUCAUGUAUCUACCAGUGAAAACCAAAAGAAGAAUAUUCUGCAAUGGCAGCUAAGGAAAUGUUAAUACUUUUCGUUUAUGAUCUUGAACACUGUCGAACAGAACAUGAUGAUCCACUGCUUGCAAUCAAAUAUUUUCAUCCUAGUUGGGUCAGUGAUAUGCAAAAGUUGGCACUUUGUGGACAACUGAUGGGUUUGCGUAACUUUUGCGAACAGAAUUUUGGUGACACUUCAAUAAUCAGUUUGCAAAAUGGAAAAUUUAAAAUUGAAAGAUUCGGAAGAUUUAUUUUGGCCAUUGGUACUGAUAGAAAUAUUCAGGAAUCAUUGCUGAAAUAUAGAGCAGAUCUCAUGGUUAAUAUCCUUCGUUUAUACCAUCAGGAUAUUGAAACGAUUUUCAGUCAGUUUGAUGGCGCAAAAAAGUUUUCUGACAAACUUUAUCACAUCUUCGAAACAUAUUUACCGAUACUUCAAUAUAAUGGAAACAUCCUCCAAAACGUAUAUAAAAUUUUUCUACCAAAAAGUGCAAGCAAUUUGUAUUUGGAUGCAAUUCAGAUUUUGGAACAUAUUGCAAGUCGAAAUGGGAUUCUUGGUGGGAUGAUUUUGUACAACAAUAAAGUUCUUGCUUCACAACUCUCAACAACACUCACAAAAACCCUCACAGCAACUGAUCCAGUUAGGAUUAAAACCACUGCUGAAGUUGAGAAAAAUGUUGAUUUUCACAUUCCAAUGGGUUCACAAAUCGUGAAAGUUUAUAUUAAUUUAAAUGACUACAAUAAACUUCAAAAACAAAUAAAGAAAGUUGACGACGCGAAAUCAUUAGAUAUGCAGAAUUCUCUACCUCUACCGUUUAAUAUAAAGAAGAAAUCAAAAGAAAAUUUAAAACGGGAUAAAUCAUUAAUAUUCGCUAACAUUCCUGAAGAAGAACCUUUAGUUGACAAUCGCUCACCAGAGAAAACAAGAAACUUUAAUCGACCUAACCAUCUUCCAUUAAAAUUCAAGGCUGUUCAACCGAAAGAACUACCAGAAUCAGGAAUAGCAUCAAUUAUUUCAUUUGACGAGAGUGACUCUUUUGCAGAUUUUAUUGGGCGAACUUCAGUUUGUGCGACACCAAUGACGGAGAAUAAAAUUUUAACUGGACCGAUGCCAACAAUUUUUGCGAGUGCUCAAGCAACGGAAAUAGAAAUAGUUGAACCAGCUUCAGUCAACUUUGUUCAAAGAAAGAAAGAGAAAGAAAUUGCACAGAUUUUUAUCAACUACACAAGCAAUCCUUUUAAAGAUGUCCAAUGGAAAAAAUCAUAUAAUGAUUUGAAUCAAAUCACCGAUCUUGAUGAGAGUUUUUCAUCAGAAAAAGUAUACAACACGAUUGCAGAUCCAGUUUUUCCGAUUUUUACUUCGAAAAAGUUGCCACUUUCUAAGUCACUAUUUGAUUGUUAUCAACAGCUUUAUAUCACCGAUGAAAAUUUCUUCGAACCACCAAAAGUUAAGAAUAAAACUAAAAUGAAACCUGAACCAAAGAUACCUGAAAUGGAUCCAAUGAUUGUCAAAGAUUCUCCCGUGGACAAGAAGAACAGUCCGAAUAAAGUUCUAAGAAAUCAAAAGAAAAAAAUGAUGCGACUACCGAUCAAAUCUUUUACUUUAGAAACGGACUCCGGAAAGCCUUCAACAUCAUCAACAUCCGUGACAUCUAACAAAAAUACAUCAAUCUUCGACUCACCAUCAACAAAAGCAAAAAAAUAUAUGGGAAGUUUACAAUUGACACCGCUUAUGUCAAAAUUAACUUUACUCGCAAUGAGUGAAAAUAACGAAAACUUCUCAAGUGCUUUUGGAAACAGAAACAACUUCGAUUUGCCGACACCAAACAUUUGUGAAACGCCAAUUGACAAUAAUACUCGAACAUUGUAUAAUCGAUUGACGAAAGUUGAUGAAGAGAAGCAUGAAGUGAAAGACAAAAAUGUUGAAACGGAAAUGGAAUUGACUGUAAUGAAACGCGUUGAUUUGUUCGUUUGUGGACAACAAAACAUGACCUUGAUGGUGAUCGCUGAAGAGGAUAAAAUAUCAACAGAUCAUCGGAUUGUGCAAUCGAUGUUUGAAAUUUGCGUCAAUCGAUUGGGGCGUUUGGAACAGAAGUUGAAUGAAAUCAUCAAUGUUACAGUUGAUCUCAAAACGAGCGAUUAUUCCUUUAUUAAUCUCGAUAAGCAAUGGGAUAUACUGAAACGCGGUGGUGCAUGGCAACAGAAUGACUUACACACUUUACUUCUCAUGCAUGAAAGCUUUGAAGAUAAAAACAUUUCUGAUAUCAUCAUUCGAACAAAUGAUGCCAUUCUUUAUGGACAUAAUAAAUCAGGAGAAUCAGAAAUUUACUAUCAACAUGCAUCACAGAAACAAUCGAGCGGUGGCAUACCAGCGCCAUCAGAUUUUACUGUCAUAUCACAAGCCAAAAGACGACUUGAACGUGACCAUUCCUUAGUUCUAUUUUAAACAAAGCUUUUUAAUUAUUUAGAUUAUCAAUCAAUCUACUGUAAUCAAGUAAAACAAAUCUGCUUCUUAAACUGUAAUGUCUAAAUAACUUUUCGUCUAUUAAAACAAUUCGCAACUUUUAUCAAAAUUGCAAAUUGUAAUUAAAAUUUCAGAUGGUUAUUAAUAAUAAAUUCUUGCAUUGUAAUAAUCUAUUUAGACUAUUAGCAGCAAAACAUUUAUAUCUGUCUCCGGCUUUAUGAUUUCGAUCUCCAAUUACUAGACUUUUCAUUUCAAUUAUCUGUCUACUAAUUAAUUAGAAGCAAAAAUUAGAGUUUCAGAAAUAUUUGCAGUUUAAAUUGUUCCCUUGGAAUGAAAAGCUUUAGCAAAAAAUUAAAAAACCAACACACAAGCGUAAAAUGUAAGACACAAGGACAUCAAUGAUAUUAAUUAAAACUUAAAUUUCUU
Molecule: messenger RNA, 2993 nt
Organism: Clunio marinus
Lineage: Eukaryota; Metazoa; Arthropoda; Insecta; Diptera; Chironomidae
Source: the annotation of a GenBank genome assembly